Eruca vesicaria subsp. sativa (arugula) is the source of this 1958-nucleotide messenger RNA. The record is from the annotation of a GenBank genome assembly. Lineage: Eukaryota; Viridiplantae; Streptophyta; Magnoliopsida; Brassicales; Brassicaceae.
CCCCCACGUUUUUCUUAACAGACGGCGGAGAAUCAUCAUCGCUCGGAGAAGAAAAAAAAGAAGGGAAAGUGUUUCUUUGAUUCAUGGAAGGAUGUGCGGGUAAACGAUCGGUUGACAGGAUGGCUGUACCUCGAAAAGGAAGCGGUCCUGUGCUGCGUGAGAAUAUGAAGAAGAAAGAUGAAAAGAGUGUCCCUUUCUGCAGCCGAAUUGGUUGUAGUGCAAAGGUAACUUCCACCAAGGGAAUUCAGAUUGGCUCUACGGUUGACAAUACAAAAGUUGGCCGGGAUGGAAAGGAAAUUGUUGGAAGUUCAUCUGGAACUCCGAGUGGAUUUGGAUUCUUAAGAAAGUCAGCUAAAAGUACUACUAGCAGAAGGCAGCCUUCUUCUAAUAUGGAGACAGGUUCUUCAGAGACGAGCUGUACUCAUGAGGAUCCAGCCGUUGCUGAGCCCAUCCUUCCUCGCCUAAAGACUAAAAGAAGCACAAUCAAUGUUCAGUCUCAAAAGACAGUCUCUGGAGAAGUUGUAGGAAGCUCAAGUAGAGGAACCAUCAGAAGUAGUCAUCAGAAACCUGACUUGGGCACUCGAGAUACUCUAAUGCGUCCCUCUGUUUCUUCUUCCUCUUCUGGCAGUGACCACACUGUAAGAGGUGGUCUGAGCAGGAAUGGAUUGAGAAACUUGAGGUGCAACUCUGUCUCUGAUAUUCUUCCAACCAACUCAAGCUCUGGGGCAAAAAUCAGCGUGACUAAAAGGAAAAACUUUGAUGGUGAGAGCAGCUCCUCUAGCCAAGGCAGUAAGAGUAAUAUGUCUGUGAUGAAGGGCAGGAAUCAAAGCUCUUCUCAUGGAAACAGCAACACAGAUUCUGAUAACAGAAGGAAUCGUAUGGUACCAACUAUCAGGGAUAACAGUGUUGUUUCAAGUAGUGGUAGGAGAUCUGGUAACAUUGGUAGAUCAGAGCGACUUGGAGCUGUUGCAUCCCCUCCUACUUCUCAGCAAACGCCUCAACCUGCAACACCAACGAAUCCCAAUCCUUCUCUUUCAUUUAGUCCAUCAAAUAGUUACAGUAGGCCUAACAGUAGUACCGGCUGGUUACGUAGCAUGAUUCCUGGUGGCCCCUCAGAAGCUGACCCUUCAAGCGCUUUGGUGAACCGUGAUGGUUUAAGUGGCUACAACGUUAAUGGAAUUGCAGAGGUAUUGUUGGCCCUGGAAAGAAUUGAACAAGGUCAUGAGCUUACAUACGAGCAACUGGCUUCUUUAGAGACGAAUCUAUUCUUAAGUGGUAUGAUCAGCUUCUACGAUCAGCAUAGCGAUAUGAGGCUUGACAUUGAUAACAUGUCCUAUGAGGAACUACUAGCAUUGGGGGAUGAAAUAGGUACAGUGAGCACAGCUCUAAGCGAAGAAGCACUCUCAAGAAGCCUCAGGAAGAGCAUUUAUCAAGAGACAGAUGAAAACGGUGCUAUUUCUCUGGAUAAGGAGGAUGAUAUCAAGUGCAGUAUUUGCCAGGAAGAGUAUGUUGAUGGAGAUGAAGUAGGGACUAUGCCAUGUGAACAUAUGUACCAUGUGAGCUGUGUAGAACAAUGGCUACGGAUGAAGAAUUGGUGCCCUAUCUGCAAAACCUCUGCGAAAGAGGAAAAGUCGUAGUGGUAAUGACACGCCCAACUUUAGCUUUUUGGGAUAUGAUUCCAAAAUGAUGCAGAUACAUUGUUUCUUCUUCUUCUUUUGCACCAAGUGCUUGUCUCUACAUCAUCUUGCUCUCUAUCUCUCUUCUCUUCUGUGCAUAACACAUUUGUUUUUUUUUCUUUUGGCCUGAUUGGGUACAAAUGGGCAAAUACGAUCCGGUGACAAUCUCCUUCUCCACUUGUAUCAAAGCUCAACUUUUGAUUUGAUAAACAUUUUGUAGUUUAUGCAAACUCCAUUCUUCUUCUUUUUCUGAAUCGGAUAAAUAAACUUGCACACUGUGAC